Messenger RNA from Geodia barretti, 516 nucleotides. NCBI's taxonomy places the organism in Eukaryota, Metazoa, Porifera, Demospongiae, Tetractinellida, Geodiidae. The record is from the annotation of a GenBank genome assembly.
AUGAAGUUCGGAGACUUUCUUUUCCCGGAGAGCAGGACGCCUGAAACGGACUACCAAGUGGUCAACGACGCAUUGGCGGAGACGGAGCUUGCGGACAGUCUGGGAUACCAUUCUGUCUGGCUAGGGGAACACCACUUCGACGGUGUCUGUACCUACGCGGACCCGAUGACAUUCGGAGGCGCUGUGGUCGCCCGCACCAAGCAGGUGCGUGUCGGCUUCUCGGCGGUGCAGACGGCGUUCCAUCAUCCGGUCAGGCUCGCGGAGCAGAUCGCCCUGCUGGACAAUUUGAGCGGCGGGCGCAUUAUGGUCGGCACGGCAAGAGGUUCAGCGUUCAAUCGCUAUGAGUAUCGCGGGUAUGGCGUGAAGUACGAUGAAGCGCAAGAGCGACUGUUGGAGGCAGAGCAGAUACUCGUUAAAGCGUGGUCUGGCGAAUCGUUUCAUCACAGGGGCAAGCACUGGAAUGUGGAGGUCCCGAGACUUCGCCAAAUGUCCUCCAGAGUCCGCAUCCGCCAUUGA